Molecule: messenger RNA, 2785 nt
Organism: Megachile rotundata (alfalfa leafcutting bee)
Lineage: Eukaryota; Metazoa; Arthropoda; Insecta; Hymenoptera; Megachilidae
Product: protein Aster-B
Biological process (GO): intracellular sterol transport
Cellular component (GO): plasma membrane; endoplasmic reticulum-plasma membrane contact site; endoplasmic reticulum membrane
Molecular function (GO): sterol binding; sterol transfer activity
Source: RefSeq, a predicted model, not a curated record
UUAGUGUUAGACAAGGAUAGAUCAAUUCAAUAUGGUGGAACAUUUUUAAGACCGUCACUGUUUUUUGUUUCAUUUUAAACAGUGACUUUGCAUUGAUAAAAAUUUUGAUAAGGAAGUGUGAUACCAAUGAUUACAAAAAACAUAAUAGCUGCAUAAUUUUGUGGAAACUAUGUCAACUGUCGUGUGUUCUAAUGAUAAUUGAAACUUUUACUUGAAAUGGAUUGUCACUACUGCAACGAUUAUACAUUUUGCGAAAAUCGUAUACAAAGUGUGUUUUCAAAAUGUAUUUACAGUAAAAGUAGUGUAUUAUAUUAUUGAUAAUCAUUACGGAAUAUUGUAUUAUUAUCAUUCUUUAAUCUAACCAAGUGUAUAUUAUAAAGCUGUGACAAAUUUAACUGUACAAUUGUACUAUAAAAUUAUUAUGUACUUUGAAGUGGAAUCAAUUCAAAAAUAUCCAACCAUGAAUAAGUCAGUGGAAGAUUUGCUAAUAUCUAGCCGUGACGUUAUGAACAAUGUAAGUUCCACUGGACUGGAAAAUCAAAAUUCAACAACAAAUGUGGGAAAUAAUGUAUCAGAUAAUGUUCAAGAAGCAGUUACUGGAGGAACUGUAGAGCGAGGUAGUCCUGUUUCAAGUCCAAAUUUGUCUCCACGUCUUAGUCCAAAAGUACGUUCUAAGCGGGAUCAUUCAAAAACAAUUCAUGAUCCAACUUCCAAAGAACAUAAUAAUGCCAAUAAAGUGGAUGAAAUACAUCAGCAGGAUGUAGCAAAUAAAUCAUCAGAUUCUUCUCAAGCUGUAAAAAGUUCACACGAAGGAAAAAAGGAAACGCGUGGAAGUGAACGAAGUAAAAAGAAAUCAUCUUGGUAUAACGUUCUAUAUCCAACCUAUAAGUCUAGAUCAGAAGACUUUAAACGAAUUUUUAAGGAUGUACCAGAUGAUGAAAGAUUAGUCGUUGACUAUUCGUGUGCACUGCAACGUGAAAUAUUAGUUCAUGGUAGGCUUUAUGUUUCUCAAAAUUACGUAUGCUUUUAUGCAAAUAUCUUCAGUUGGGAAACUUUAGUAUGUCUACGCUGGAAGGAUGUUACAUCUAUUACCAAAGAGAAAACUGCACUUGUUAUUCCUAAUGCAAUUUUAAUAUGCACUGCCACUGAUAAGUUUUUUUUGACAUCAUUUGGAGCAAGAGAUAAAACAUAUGUAAUGUUAUUUCGUGUCUGGCAAAAUGCUCUUAUUGGUGAGUCAAUGAAUGCAGCUGAAAUGUGGCAACUUGUACAUUCUUGUUAUGGAGAUGAAUUGGGUUUAACAUCUGAUGAUGAAGACUAUGUCCCCCCAUUACCCCCAGUUGAUGAUGAAAAACUGUCUACAAGGUUAUCUGUUGAAUCAUUUUCAGAGGUAGAAAAUAAUAAUAUGGAACAUCCAAUAACUGGGACAAUGGAUGCAAUUAUUGAAUCCAAACCAGAAGUUCAUCAUCUUCCUCGAUCAAAUCCUAUUAUUGAUGCAACAGAUCUGAGUGAUACAACAGAAAGUGAAGCUGAAAAGCAUGCAUUGAAAUCAAGCGUUCGAGGUAAUAUAGUAUGUACUUCAUUACACGAAGGUCGUCAGAUAAACCAAGCUAUAUUUCCCGUUCAUAUUGAUCAGUUGUUUACUUUGUUGUUUACAAAUUCGAAGUUCUACUUAGAUUUUCAAACUGCUCGCAAAACUACUGAUUUAGUACAGUCAGCAUGGACACAAAAUGUGCAAACAGGUCAGAAAGUCAGAAGUUUAUCAUUUACAAUGGCACUCUCUCAAGCUAUUGGACCAAGGACUUGCCAUAUUUCAGAAACCCAAAUAAUGUUACCAUGUAGCAAGCCAGGUCAUUUAUACAGCAUUGAUGUAGAAAGUGUAAAUGCUGGAAUUCCAUAUGCAGACUCUUUUUCUGUAUUUAUUCAUUACUGCAUGAAUAGCAUUUCUGAAAAUGAAACAAGUAUUUCAAUUUAUGCUCAAAUAAAGUACAAAAAGAGUGUAUGGGGUUUUGUAAAAGGUGUUAUUGAGAAAAAUUGUUGGGCCGGAUUAGAAGAAUAUUUUACAAGUUUAGUAAAAGCAUUAACUAUAGAAUGUGAAGAAAGUAGUGGAAGUGGAGGAGUGAAAAGGAAGGCAAGAAGAAGACGUCGUGCUACUGGUCCUGGUAUUGUUUUACAAACCCAUUCUACAGAUCAUACGUCUCCCAGUUUACAGAGCUCUUUGAAUUUGCCACAUGUUAAUGAUAAUACUGUUUCCGGCGCUCGAGGUGAUUCCAGUAUGAUAAUUAGUUCAAUGCUUUUAAUUGCGGUAUUAUGUUUGAUGGUAAUUAAUGGUCUAUUAUACUAUAAACUAUGGGGUUUAGAAGAAGCUGCAGCCUAUACAAUCAUGGAUUUACAUGUAUUAAAAAAUACUCCAAAGACUGAAGAAGAUUGGAUCCAUUUACUACAACAGCAGGAAAGUUUGCAUAAUGUAGAAAUGAGAAAAUGGCAAAGAGUACUUCAUACUGCUGCACAAUUACUUAGACAAACAGAAGAAUCUUUAACGGAAUUGCAAAUGAGUAUACAUCCUACUGCAACAGAAAAAAUGUUUUCGGUCUUAAAACCAAGUGUAAAAAGCUUCAAUUCGCGUCCAGAACAGCGAAGUCAUUCAGAAAUGUAAAAUAUCCUGAGAAAAAUAACAACAUAAAUUAGAUAAACAAGUACGCUGUGAUGAUUGCUGAUAACUUCAAAUGCGCAACAAUACGCAUGUAAAUUAUUUAUAAUCUACAAGAAAUGUGAUGAUUUAAAUUUA